AUGGGAAAUUCAAAUCACAAACCAGAGAAAAAAAAUAAUAAAGGAAAGAAAGAAAAAGGAAAACGAAAGAAUGAAAAGAUAAAAGAUGAAACAAAUGAAAAAGAAGCAAUCGAAGAACCAACUCUAAAUGAAGAGAAAGGUUCUUGUACAGAUACAAAACCUAAUGAAGAUAAUCAAAUUGUCAAAGGAAAAGAAGGGGAAAAAGAAGAAUAUAUUGAAUUAUAUAAUGAAGGUAAGAAAAAAGUUACUCAAGAUGACUUUGAGUUAUUAAAAGUUAUUGGUCGUGGUUCAUUUGGUAAAGUGAUGAUGGUUAGAAAGAAAGAUGAUGGAAGAAUAUUUGCUAUGAAAAUAUUAAGAAAAGAUAUAGUCAAAGAACGUAAACAAGUUGACCAUACAAAAGCAGAAAAGAAUGUAUUAAUGCAAUUACAUCACCCUUUUAUUGUUAAAUUAUAUUACGCAUUCCAAACAGCAGAUAAACUGUAUAUGGUUAUGGAUUUUGUUAAUGGAGGAGAAUUGUUUUAUCAUUUAAAAAAUGAGAAUUGUUUCUCAGAAGAA
Molecule: messenger RNA, 555 nt
Organism: Entamoeba dispar SAW760
Lineage: Eukaryota; Evosea; Mastigamoebida; Endamoebidae
Product: cAMP-dependent protein kinase, gamma-catalytic subunit, putative
Exons: 1
Biological process (GO): protein phosphorylation
Molecular function (GO): ATP binding; protein kinase activity
Source: RefSeq, a predicted model, not a curated record